This is a messenger RNA of Adineta ricciae, 1749 nucleotides long. NCBI's taxonomy places the organism in Eukaryota, Metazoa, Rotifera, Eurotatoria, Adinetida, Adinetidae. The record is from the annotation of a GenBank genome assembly.
AUGGAUAGAAGUGAAUAUGAUAAGGUGCCUACACAUGAUGAACAAACGGAAUCUAUUUCGAAGAAAACUAUUAUGGACCGAGCACACCAAUUAUCGUGGUGUUCAAUUGCUUUCACGCGAAAUAGAUUGAAGAUUAUAUGUACAGCGUUGGUACUUGUUAUCGCUGUUGCUGUUUCGAUAGGGUUCUUCGCCUUUUCUCAACCAUUAUCGAACGAUCAAGACGAUACAGUUCUUCAACUGCGGUCAUACGUAGGAAACAAAAGGCGCCCAACAACAAAUAAUCUUGGAUAUAUGAACAUUUACAUCGACCAGGACAAUCGACGACCCUAUCAACGGUUUCGUUUUCCUGUAGCUCGAUACAGUCGUCGUGACAAUCCGCUACGUGGUCCAUUUUUCAGUUUCUUACCGUCGGUCCCCAUCUUUGCCGAUCGAUUAUCUAAACAAACCAUCAUUUAUUCAUCAUCAGGCGUUUACAUCAUUCCACCCGUGAUCAACAUGUAUGGUCAAGUGUUUUCUGUUGCUCAACUCAUCGCUUCAGGUUAUGCAAGUUUAGUCAGCAGUGGAUCGGCCUUGACUGGAAACAUCGAUAUGCUUCGUUAUUUUAAUCCGAUACCAUUGAUUGGUCCAGGUAUCCCAGUACUCAAUCCUACCAAAGGUGGCUUUAGCGGUGGAAUGCAUGGUAACUUUGGUUCGUUUCAUAAAACUCAAGACUAUGAAGCAACGGCAGAAGGCGACUAUUCGCAAGAAACACAAGAAGAUGGAUAUGACGGAGACGAAGAAGAAGACGAAGGAGAACGAAGUUAUUAUCGAUCUCCUUACAACUCACGUAGAACGACCAAAAAAGCACGCCAAACAAGUAAAUACACAAGUACAACAUUAGCAUCUCAUCACGUGGUUAAUGUUCUGGCUCAAAAUAAUGACACAAUAGACAUAGAAAAUAGUCACACGUGCCGUUCGCCGAUGCUUAAUUUAACAGCCACAGGUAGCUCCACAGUGAACAAUGUUUGUUCGCUUAAUCAGUUGAAUAUCAAAGCCAAAGGCAAAGCAACCAUCAUGGCAAUGCCCUCGUCAUGUCCGCAAACAGCUGAGAUUCAUGCAGCAGGAGCAGCUCGUGUCAAAAACGUAUGUGCAAUGGAUUUAAUGAAGAUAGACAUCGAAGAUAAAUCUGUCGUAUCUAUGGAUCCAUCUUCACCAUGUCCUAAAAUGGCUACCGUUACAGUUAAUAACACAUCUGAAAUUGAAAAUCUUUGUGCUAGUGAUCACUUGGAUGUAAUGAUAUUUCAAGCUAAUAAGAUUACUUUCAAUUCAACAACAUCAUGUCCAAAAGUCAGCGCUUUUUAUAUGAAAUCGGUCGAUUCUGUUUCCGAUCUUUGUGCAAGUGAAGAAAUGAGUUUAAUAUCCGCUCAAAUGGAAAAGAUUUCUAUCAAUUCAGCGACAGCAUGCCCACAAAAAGUUGUCCUUGACGCUCAGGAUAUAACCGAAGUUUCCAAUCUCUGUGCUAGUGAACACAUGGACAUAACAGCAGUUGGUAUAGGCUCUGUUACUGUGAAUUCAUCGGGUGUAUGUCCCGAAAAGGUUCUUCUUAGUGUUCAAAGUGCACAAGAUAUUAAGAACAUCUGUGCAAGUGAGGAAAUGUACAUAGCAACAGAUAGGUUAGGUCUUCUUUCAAUUGAUUCUGCAGCCGCGUGUCCAAAGAAGACUUUUCUUGCUGCUCGAAGUAUACANGUACAGAAAUCAAUCCACAGAUAA